AUGCCUUCUCCCAUCAUUGAAAUCGCAACAUAUUCAGAGACUGAUGUCUACGAAUGUUACAUCAAGGGACAAGAAUCGAGAACUGUCAUGAGAAGAACUUUAGAUGACUGGAUCAAUAUAACACAGGUAUUCAAAUUGGCUUCAUUUUCAAAGACCAAAAGAACUAAAAUCUUGGAAAAGGAAACAAAAUCGAUAGAUCACGAAAAAAUUCAAGGUGGUUAUGGUAGAUUCCAAGGUACCUGGAUUCCUUUGAUUUGUGCAAAAACAAUAGUGAUUAAGUAUAAUAUUGAAGACCCAGUUGUAUCCACUAUUUUAAAUUUCACGUUGGAUACAAAUAAUAUACCUCCCAAGAGAUCAAAAAAUAGUAUAUUGAAAAGGAAUUCUCCCGGUACAAAAAUUAUAUCUCCUUCAAGCUAUAAGAAAACUCCAAAGAAAAGAGAUUUUUCAACAGUAAUAAACUCUUCUCAAAGUAAUGUACCUCCUCUUUCCUCAUCAAAUAAAAAAAAUAAAAAAAUUAACCCAAGUCCUUUGCAAACUUUGAUUUAUCAUACUCCACAACAAUUCAUUAACAAUUCAAUCUCUAGUUUUUCAACUAAUACUAAUACAAAUCCAACUUCUUCCAUAUUAACGGACAGUACUAAAAAUUCAAGGUAUUCUGCUUCACAAAAGCCUUUACAAUUUUAUUCACAUCCAAAUAGUAAAAAAAAUGAUUUUAUAGAUAAUUCGAUUCAAAUCGAUAAAUCACAACAAAACAAAAGCGUAAGAUCUGUUAAUGAUCAAUUUAUUUGGCAAAAUGAACCUUCAAAUGACAUUUUUUCAAAUUCUAGCUUACAAUCAACAAACACGUCACGUUCGAUAACACCACAACCUCUUCAACAAUCUUCUCAUUCAAUUAAAGAGUAUAAGGAUUUGUUAAUGUUGGUUUUAUCAUCAGAAGAAUGUACUGAUGUGAAUUAUACCUUACCACAGAAACUAUACCAUCCUCCACAGGGAUUAGAUGUGAAUUUCCAAGUUGAUGAUCAAGGCCACAGCACUUUGCAUUGGGCUGCCGCAAUGGCAAAUUUACAUCUAGUAAGAUUAUUAGUAUCUUUAAAUGCAAAUCUUGGUCAUGUCAAUUCAAGAGGUUUUAAUUGUAUUACUAAAUUACUUUUUUAUAACAAUUGUUACAAAGCAGGAAAUAUAAAUGAAAUUCUUUCCACUUUAAGGGUUUGUCUAAUAACACCAGACACGAAUGGAAGACUUCCAGUCCAUUAUUUGGUGGAACUUUCUGUAAAUAAAUCUAAGGAUCCAGAGGUAAUAAAUUUUUAUUUUAACUCUAUUAUCUUCAAUUUGAAGCAAAACGAUCAUUCCUUACUUCGUAUGUGUUUAAAUUAUCAGGAUAGUAUGGGGAAUACCGUCUUACAUUUGGCGGCUUUAAAUUUGAAUUUGGAAUUAUAUAAUAAAUUAUUAAAACUUGGUUGCUCUCCAGAGAUAAAGAAUUUUAAUAAUGAAACUCCAACUUAUAUUUUAUCCAAACUAAAUUUAAUGGAUCCGCCGGCGAUAUCUCCACAUUUUUCAUUUGGUAAGAUUGAUAGAGACUCUACAGAUUUGUUUGAAGAGCAAAAUCUAGAGACAAUACCAUUAAUCAAUGCUCAAGACCAAGCUCAAUUGAAUGAUAUACUUGAAAACUUAGGAAAUAAACCAAUUGAUAUUCAUAAUAAUUCGAAUAAUAUUAACAAUAAUAUUAAUAAUAAGCAUAACAAUAAUAAUAAUAAUAAUAAUCACAACACUCAUAAUAAUCAUAAUAAUAGUCAUAAUCAUAAUCAUAAUCAUAAUAAUAAUCAUAAUAAUAAUAAUCACGACGAAAAUAGUGGUAUUCAUACUCUAGCCACACCUGUUGAAACAGGUUUGAAACCUGUUAAUACAAACUCAAUGAGAACCGUUACAGAAUCUUUUGAUACUACAAUUGAUGAUAAUCUGAAGAUGGAUUCGGUUAUUACUUCUUCGCUGGUCAAAGACGUAAAAAUUACACCUUCGCAAUUCUUAAUAACGUCUCCUGAAUUCAUUAAAAGGUCUAGUCCGGUACUAUCGCCAUUCAAAAAGAUAAAUAAUGAGAACUUUUUCCAUGUAGAUCAAAAUUCUCCAACCAAAAUUAAGAGGAAUCUAACAGUUGGAUCGAAAAAUGAUGACUUUUCAGAAAAUGGAAUCUAUAAUUUAAGUUCUAAAUUGACAAAUCUUUCAAAAUCCCUGGUCAAUACAAUGAAUCAAGAGUCUAUGAGAUUGAAGAAAGAAAUUCAAGCGACAAAGAUUAAAAUAGAAUCUGCAGACAAUGCACUAAAUCAAGUACACGAGCAAGAAGGAGUUUUUUUGAAAAGAUUUAAGAACAAUAAUUCGAUAAAUACCUUGGACGAUAUCAAACACGUUCAUUCUAAUUUACAAGAAGAACUUAAAUCUUCCAAGAAGACUUUACAAGAUGCAAUCAGAAAAGAACAUGAUUUAUCAAUUAUGAAAACAAUUAAACUAUCAUCUUCAAAUAGGAGAAGCGAUACCCCAGAAGACGAUAAUGGUAAAUUUGAAGAAUUGAGAGAAGAGCUUGACAAUUUAAAGAGGAAAAGAGAAAACUUAAUAAAUUCCAUUGUGGAAUCAAGAGUUUCUGAUAAUAAUACAUUGAAAUUGUUAAAAUAUAAAAAACUGUUGGGUGGUACAGAAGAACUAGAAGAACUUAAUAAUUCCAAAUUAACCGAAUUAGAAAAUGAAUUAGUUACUCAGUAG
Molecule: messenger RNA, 2751 nt
Organism: Vanderwaltozyma polyspora DSM 70294
Lineage: Eukaryota; Fungi; Ascomycota; Saccharomycetes; Saccharomycetales; Saccharomycetaceae
Exons: 1
Coding region: 1-2751 (916 amino acids)
Cellular component (GO): SBF transcription complex; MBF transcription complex
Molecular function (GO): DNA binding; transcription regulator activity; protein binding
Source: RefSeq, a predicted model, not a curated record